Anoplopoma fimbria (sablefish) is the source of this 1178-nucleotide messenger RNA. RefSeq names its product lysophosphatidylserine lipase ABHD12-like. The record is from RefSeq and is a predicted model, not a curated record. Gene Ontology annotation, biological process: monoacylglycerol catabolic process; phosphatidylserine catabolic process. Gene Ontology annotation, cellular component: endoplasmic reticulum membrane. The transcript has 12 exons. Gene Ontology annotation, molecular function: monoacylglycerol lipase activity; phosphatidylcholine lysophospholipase A1 activity. NCBI's taxonomy places the organism in Eukaryota, Metazoa, Chordata, Actinopteri, Perciformes, Anoplopomatidae. Bases 142 to 1116 code for a protein of 324 amino acids.
UUUUUUUUUUUCUCUCUUCUGGAUUGCACAACAUCAACGCUGCUGGGUUCUCUGUCUCUCCCAGUCCUCCACUCAGACCAGUUAAAGGGAGAUCACUGGACCUGCCGCAGCGGAGAGGAACUACUUUAUCCUGACGCAGGAAUGAAGAGAGCUGCGGUGUUUCUGAUCGCAGUCUACGCCACAGCGCCUGUCAUCUUCCGCCUAUUCCCAUGGAUAAUGGGCCAUGUCAUCUUUUGUCACUUGUUAAGGCUUCCAUAUUUCGUGGACCUUGGCAGACCUGAAGCCGUGCUGAACCACACAUGCAACUUCUACCUCAACACAGAGGAGGGCGUCUCAGUGGGUGUCUGGCAUACACUCCCUGCCAGCCAAUGGGACGAGGCCAUGGGGAGAAGCCCUGAGUGGUACCGGGAAACUCUGGGAGACGGUCGCCCUGUUAUUAUCUAUCUCCAUGGCAACGCAGGGACCAGGGCCAAACAUCAGAGAGUGGAACUGAUGAAGAUUUUAAGUGCGGCAGGGUAUCAUGUCUUAUCUUUAGACUACAGAGGUUUUGGAGACUCCACUGGGGAGCCAACUGAAGCCGGGAUGACCAGUGACGCCCUCUUCCUGUACCACUGGGUGAAGAAACGAAGCAGAGGAGGUCCUGUGGUGCUGUGGGGACACUCAAUAGGCUCUGGAGUGGCAACCAAUACUGCAGUGAAAAUCCAGGAACAAGGGUCUGCUGUUGAUGCUUUAAUCCUUGAAGCUCCAUUCACAACUAUUGGAGAAGUAGUAGUCAACUAUCCGAUCGCUAAGAUAUACACGUUCUUCCCAGGAUUUGACCGCUUGCUUAGGAACCUAGUGGAAAUGAACAACAUUGUGUUUGCUAGCGAUAAAAAUGUGAAGACCCUGACCAGCCCUCUUCUCAUCCUGCAUUCAGAGGAUGAUGAUGUUGUACCUUAUCGCAUGGGUCUGAAGCUGUACGAGAUAUCACUCCAGGCCAAGAAGGAAUCUAACACGGAUGUUCAGGUUGAAAUGAUCUCCUACAGUGCAAAUCUUGGAUUCUCCCACAACAACAUCUACUUAGAUCCCAAUCUGCCAAAUGUGGUUGGGAAAUUUCUACAAAACCUGAGACAGUAGAUGGUCUUUUCCUCCUCCAGAGACGUAAAAAAAAUAGCUUCCAACAUUCAUAUUUAUUUUUU